Molecule: messenger RNA, 6765 nt
Organism: Gopherus evgoodei (Goodes thornscrub tortoise)
Lineage: Eukaryota; Metazoa; Chordata; Testudines; Testudinidae
Gene: CD276
Product: CD276 molecule
Exons: 8
Coding region: 2439-3599 (386 amino acids)
Source: RefSeq, a predicted model, not a curated record
AGUGACCAAUUUCCAUUCAUUAUUUUUCAUACUUCUAUCGGGUCCCCUCUUGUCUGUCUACUUUCUGAGGUAAACAAUCCCAGUCUUUUCAGUCUAUCUUCAUAGGAGAUUUUUUUCCAGGCCUUUCAUCAUUCUUGGUUCCCUUUGCUGAACAUGUUCCAAUUCAGCAAUGUCCUUUUGGAGAUGGGGUGACCAGUGUUACCCAGAUGAGGCCACACCAUUGAUUAGAUCAGGGCAUUGCGUUUUCAGCAUUAUUCUCCAUUCCAUUCUUUAUGCAUCCUAACGUCUUGUCUUUCAACUGCUGCGGCACACAGAGCAGAUUGUCACUGAGCUGUUUCCAAGGUUCUUUCUUGUAUUCCACUUUGCCUUGCUGAUUUAUCUUGCCCAGCUACCAGACCAGUGGGCUCUGGAGGCCAUGGGGAUGGGAGGAAAUUCCGGCAGAGGAAGCAGGUGCUGCAAAGCUCUUCCCCCAUUCUGCGGUAGCCCUCAGGGGACAGGAUGUGGAGGCAAUGAAGGAAAUACCCCAUUAAUGAAGAGAGCCAUUGCAGCUUGGGGAGGAUGUCAUUACCAGGGAAGGAAGGCCAGACUUCUUACUGGCUGAAGCAAGCAUAUUUUGCUUGUGUAGCAAGAUGGGCUGUGUCUGCAGUUUUGUUUUUCCUCUCCUGCCAGGGGCCAGUGGAAUUAGCCCCUUCCCUACUGUAAUCUGACAGGAUGGUUGGACUGUUUGGUUCCACUUGAUUGCAGAAGUGCAGCAUUUUGGGGAUAGGGGAGGGAGAAGGGGGCGGAUGUGUUAAUCUUCCAGUGCUGUUUCCUCCUCAGAUCCCCCAGUGUGCCAAAAUGCUGGUGAUCUGUAAUCCCACGCCAGCGCAUGGGACAACAUUCAUCCCUGGAGUAGUGCUGUUCAAGUCAAGCCCAGCAUAGGAAUUGUCCACAGGCACUGGACUCCUACAGUUCCAUGGGUCGCCCUGGAGCUUGUGCCCAUGUUCCCCAAAGCCCAGGUGUGGAGGGGCACAUGGUCAGCUGCACCUCCAUAUGCAGCUGGGUGCUCAUCUGGAUGGAGAUCUCCAGAUUGUUCUGGGUCAGAGAAGCCCCUGGCUCUGAGCAAUUCCUGGGCUCCAGUGAGGUGAGUUUGGGGAUGAAAGGGUGAUUUGGGCAUCCAAGGGCUGCCCCAGGGGCCCCCAAAUUAGUCAGGACAGAGGCAGGCCUAAGAGGGAGGGCCUCACGCAGUGAUGGCUCAGCAGCCCUGCAGUGUGUUCACCCUACGACAGUCUCCAAAGAGGGUCCCUGACCUCCCCGGUGCACAGCUGAGUGGGUGAUGAGUGGGGCCAGGCUUGCUGGGAUUGGACUGGGGAGGGUUAGGGGCAGGGCUGGACUUGGGAGGUGACUGAAGGAGCAGCCUGCUCAGAGCACAGUGGUCUGGGAUUGUCUGGGAAGUACAGGGCCAAGGAGGCUUGAUAUACAUGGUGGGGUGGCUUAUUCAAAUUUCUCCAUAAUGACUUCACUUUCCUCUUCCUCAGCAGCUGAGUGCAGGAAUCAAAAGCCCCUGUAAUUGAGGACUUCCCUCUCCCCCACUUCCUAGUGAAGGGUAGCAGAUAAGAGAGAGAAAAGGGGAGCAAAACGGUGCCUGGAAUAGGCACCAUUUGCCAGCACUGCGGGGUUGAAAAGCCUAUUCUCCAGCUGAGUGUAGAUACCCCCUUGAGCUCCCUGAGCUGGGAGCAAGUGAUCAGAGCAGAAACACUGUCCACGGUUGGCUCUGGAAUUUCCCACUCUCAUCAUAGCACCCCGAACCCAGACUAAACCCCCAGGGGAAUCCGUUGUGCACUCAAGAAUCCCCCUGCCAGUGUCUUGCUUCCCUGAGCCUGUCCUCUUUCCUGACCAUUCACUGAGCAGAGCUACCUCCUAGCUUCUCCCUCCCUAAGUUCAUUGGGAAUGAAAGGUGCAGGCUCCAGGGCUUGCUUGGUGGUUGGCAGAGAAGUCCUGCACCCUGUUGAUGACAUGUUCCUGAGGAAGGACACGUAACCUCUGGAAUUGGCACCGGUGUGGGAACCGUGAAAUGGAGACAGCUACUCCCACUGCUUUCAGGAACUGGAGAGCUGAGAGUGCAUUUGGAGCAUUACUGCUUAGCCAAGCUGUGACCCAGAAACAGCUGCUGCCAGGGUGGAGUCAGAUCUCACAGCCAACAGUGUUAGGACGCAAUAAGAUCACCAUGCUGCUGUGAGAAGUUUUUGGCUUUUCCUCUGGAACUGCGUUACAGGCGAAGUUUGCAGUUAGUCUCCUGCAGGGUCAGGAUCCCCCCCGAAGCAUCGUGUGCCAGCAUGAGAUUGGGACAGGAUCUCUGACCUCUGGCCACAAGGCACGGAGCCUGAGCAGUCUCCCAGAUCACAGCAGUGUGGGAGCCACAAAAGAGAGAGGGAGUCUGGGGUUUCCUUGUUUGCUGAAUGUCUUACGAGGACAGCAUUGGCACAGUCAAUGAACAGAGCAGUCUUCUGAGAGGCCAAGCUGACAGCAUGCAGCAGGGGUCAGAGGAGAGGAAAGGGAAGGGCAGGGGAGGGCAGUUCCUGCCAAGAGGGAAGAUUCCCUUUGCUAAGGACACGUGGGGCCUUGCUCUCCCCUCCCUGCUGCCCCCCACUGACGCUCUGGGAUCUCGCCCUGCAGCACAGAUGCCUUGCCCAUUGCUUAUCCUGGGCCUCCUGGUGCUUGCUCCAGCCGGCUCAGUGGACAUCCGGGUCCCCGAUGACCCUGUGAUUGCCCUCUUUGGUCGGAAUGCCAUCCUCCAUUGCUCUUUCUCGCCUGAUGCCAGCUUCAGCCUCACCGAGCUCAGCCUCAUCUGGCAGCUGACGGACACCAAGCGGUUGGUGCACAGCUUUGCCAGCGGGCAGGACCAGCUGGCCGACCAGGGCAGCGGUUAUGUCAACCGCACGGCCCUAUUCUAUGAGGAGCUGCCCCGGGGCAAUGUCUCGCUGCUGCUGCGGCGGGUGCAGAUCUCUGAUGAGGGAAGCUUCACCUGCUUUGUCCGGGUCCAUAGCUACAGCAGCGCGGCGGUGACGCUGCAGGUGGCCGCUUUGUAUUCCAAGCCCAACUUGAACCUGGAGCCCAGCAAGAACCUGAAGCCAGGGGACCUGGUGAUGGUGACCUGCCACACCUUCCGUGGCUACCCUGCAGCUACAGUGCUCUGGCAGGAUGGCCAGGGAAACAACAUCACAGAGAACGUCACCACCUCCCAGGUGGCCAAUGAGGAAGGGCUCUUUGAUGUGCAGAGCAUCCUCCGUGUGGUGCUGGAGCCCAACAGCACCUAUUCCUGCCUGGUGCGGAACCCUGUGCUGCAGCAAGAAACUCACGCCUCCGUUACCAUCACUGGGCAGCACCUCAGCUUCCCUGCCGUGGCUCUCUGGGUGACUGUGGGACUCGCUAUCUGCAUCUUGGGGCUGCUGGGCGCCUUGGCUUACGUGUGCCGGAAGAAAAUUCACCAGAGCUGCAAAGAAGAGGAAGAGAAUGCAGGGAUGGAGGAACAGAGUGAGGAUGAUGGAGAACCCAAGACAGCUUUGCAGCCUCUGAAGAGCAUAGAGAACAAAGAAGGUAACGAACAAGAAAUUGACUGACAGGAAGUGGAGGAGACACACAAACGAUGCCCCAUGCCACAGACUAGCAGACUGUCCUCUCGGACCAUUGUAGCCUUCUGGGAGAUGUCCUGUAGGAGACACCGAACAUCCCAUCCCCUGUGUCACCAUUGCUGCAUACCCUGGCCAUGAAGAACAUCAGUUUCAGCCUGUUUGCUCUGUUUGCUUCACUGUAACCAUCUUCCCCCCUCCCCCUCAACACAUAUACAGGGUAGAUGCGAUUGUGUCGCUAUGUAGUGCUCGCUUCCUCACAGGGCUGGAUAUACUUUAUUCCCAGGAGUUCUUGUCUUCCUGGCCCGUGCAGCCCAAAGGGGCCUGAUUCUCCAUUGUUCUGCACCUUGGGUGCUCACUUCCACCAGUGCAAAGUGGGUGCAUAGUGCUCCCAAUGGUGACCAUUUGCACUCACGCUGCCCCGGUGGAAAUGACUGCACAAGAUGCAGGGCAGUGGAGAGCUGGACCCAGUAUGUGAAGGGCUCCUUCCUGUAAGGUGAUUAACUUAGAGAUCAAUGGGUUUACUCUUGCAUUUAAAGUUAAGUAGGUGCUAAAGUGCUCUGCUGGAUGGGUUGGAAGGCUCGGUCCCUUGUGAGAUUGAACUCUCCCUGCACAGAAGGUGCAGCCAGCAGGAUCUGAGCAGCCAGGAGGGAUGCAGUGGAGACUCUUGUCCUAUGCCAAACAAGUGUGUGGUCAGGUGAGGUGGGUGAUGAGCUCCCCCCCAACCCCCCCCCCCCCAAUUUUUUUUAUCGAUGGUUAAGGGAGUUUGGUUAUCAGUGUCCCAUUACAGCACCAGCUCUUAGUGUCUUGGCCCUUAUAGCAUAUAACUAACACAACAGCCAGCUCUACGGCUUCAUGGAUGUCCCUCCUCCCCACUCCCAGCCAUCCUUCCCCCACUCUCACCACAGAUCAGGCUCCAGCUUAUUCCCAAACCCUAAAUUCAGCUUCUAAAGGGGGCGGGCAGGGGAGGGGAUGGAACCAGGUGUCUAUGUCUUUCAGAAGAUCCUAAAGGCAGAGGCUCUGAGUGUCCUUGUGCCCUCCUGUCUGCCUUUCCUCUCCUGCACCUGGUGCCUGAGGCUCAACCUCAACCACUUUCCUCCACUCAACCAAGGGGAGCCUGCUGAUCAUUGGACUGUCCUCCCCACAAAAUGCCUUCGUGGACAAGGUUCAACAGCCUCCAAGCAGCAGGCCUGUGGAGGUAGACAAUGGGCCCAAGAAGGUCUUUGAAGCUCCUUGGAGAUGGACAGUGGGUCCAGGUGACUGUAGAGAUGGAGAAUGGGCUAGUGCUGUUGUAGAGGCUCUGUGGGGAUGGAGCUCAUAGACUUGAGUGGAAGUGGUCCUUGGUUCUGGUCCUGGCUAUAGUGGAGGCACAGCUCCAGACGGCAUCUUGUUGUUAUCUUUAAUGUUGUACCACUGUCACCAGCAUGUGUCUUUUGCCAUAAGCCCCUGGAUCCAGAUCUGUCCCUGGCUUAAUUCCAUUGAGGUUGGUGGAGUUAUCCCAGGGGUUGGUUUGGCCCAGAAGAUUUUGUUGAGGCAGGAGGAGGAGAGGAAACUUCAUAGAUCUCACCCCCUUGCCCAGGAGUCAGGAAGUAUCUGUAACUGGAUGUUGUGCCUGCCUGGGCCAAGAGUGAGGAGGGAAACUUGCAGGUCAGAUGUAACCCUCAGCCACUAACUCCCAAGCUGCUUGCAUCCCUGCUGGAGAAGGGGAUGGGUGUGAGUGGAGGCAGAGAUGAAUUCUCUCAUCAUUUUUUACAUCCCUGGUUGGGAGGAAUGAUCCACAAUUUUCUGCAGCAAAGCUAUCCCCAUAUCCUGCUCUGUCCAUCGGAAAGCCUCCCCUGCAGCCUGGUUCCAGGGCUAGUCAGGCCAACGGCUCCACCUCAGCUGCCUGCGAGGAGCACUGUGAAGUUAAAAGGAAGUUCCCCCUCCCCCCAUGAUUGUAGCUCUCACACACUGGCCAGUCUGUUCCUGGGCAUCUGGUGGCCAUUUUGAAGCCAAGGUUUCCCGUGAGCUGAUGCCUCUAAAGUUUGUGUUUGAGGUCAGCAACUCUGAGGUGAAUGGAAAAUACCUGACUGAGCAGCAUGGAACCUCCCUGUGACCCUAAGCUUUUCCUGUCAGAAAGCUAGAGGCAAGAGGAAGCUAGUCUGUGAGAAUCUAAUGGGCCAUGGAGGCCCACAUGCCUUCUCAGUCCCACCCAUGGUUCAUUGGAAUCACUGGGCUUCUCAGCUGUGUCAAUGGGUGUGUGUGUGUGUGUGUGUGUGUGUGAUUAACUUCACUGGGGAUGCACUCAUGUAUCCCAGCUGAAGAGCUGAGGGGCUAGUAUAGGUGGUGGGAGUGGGGAGCACCUCCUAUCAUUAAAAUUUGCUGACACCUCCCUAUAUAAGACCCUGCUUUCAGUUGCUUUAUAACUUUGCCAAGCUUUAACCAUUUGGGUAGAUAUUUUCCAUGCCAGAGAUGUGCCUCAGGCUGAAUGCAUUUGGCAAAUUUCAGCCAGAAUGGCUUGGCUGUUUCUGAGAAUGAGGCUAAGGGAAAGUACAUUGUUUAGUCCAUGUUAAAAACAAUUUGGGCACCCUUUUCUUUGAGCAGCUUUAGCCCCCAUGCUUGGGAAUGGGGACUUGAAAUUUGGUGGGGGCAUGGCCUCUGUGUCAGGGAUGUGCCUGUUGCCACCCUGGUGAAAAUCUGCCCACAUUUGGUCAAGUUUCUUUUUAAAAUUGCAGUUUGCAUGUGCCCAGAGACUUCAGUUUUGCCAGCUAAAAUCUCUGAUUCCAUCCUCACUGAGCAUGCUGACCAGAUUGUGCAUGUGCCAUCCCCAAAGAGCAGCUCUGCAUGCUGCUGCUAGACUAGGGCUGCUGGGACAAAGCUGGACUUGCCCUGUGAUUGCUGCUGUAGGCCAGGUGUGGCUGGGCACUAGAGCUGAGGGCAGAGAGGCUCUCUCUUGUGCUCUCAGGAUCCAGGCACUUUGGCAGAGGAAGCUGUCUGAUGUGAGUGCAGAGGGGACAAAAGCUGGAUCGGGCCAUGGGAAGGAGUAAAUCGGUGACAUGGAAUCUAGCAAGCCUGGGGAUGCUGGGACCAGCUGGACAAGGAGGCUGUAGGGUGACCAGAUGUCCCGAUUUUAUAGGGACAGCCCUGAUUUUGGGGUCUUUUUCUUAUAUAGGGUCCU